Molecule: messenger RNA, 840 nt
Organism: Hemisphaericaspora subhashii
Lineage: Eukaryota; Fungi; Ascomycota; Pichiomycetes; Serinales; Debaryomycetaceae
Product: proteasome core particle subunit beta 7
Exons: 1
Coding region: 1-840 (279 amino acids)
Cellular component (GO): proteasome core complex
Source: RefSeq, a predicted model, not a curated record
AUGAACCACGAUCCAUACCAAUGGGGUAGACCAUCCAAUGACACUUAUGGAGCCUAUAACCAUAAGAUUGCUCAAGCCUCAAUUCAAGAAGCUGAUUAUCAACAACUAGACAAUUUUCCAAGAAUGAAUACCCAACAACCAAUAAUCACCGGUACGUCAGUUAUCGCCCUGAAAUUCAAGAAUGGAAUAAUCCUUGCUGCUGAUAAUGUCGGUGCAUAUGGAUCAUUAAUGAGAUUUAACAAUAUUGAACGGUUAAUUAAAGUUGGAUCAGAAACUGUGGUUGGAAUUUCUGGAGAUAUUUCUGAUUUACAACAAUUAGAACGAAUUUUAGAUGAAUUAGAAACAACUGAAGAAGUGUAUGAUAAUGAUGGUGGAGACUUUCUUUGUGCUUCAAAUGUUCAUGAAUAUUUAUCAAGAGUUAUGUAUAAUAGAAGAUCAAAAAUGAAUCCACUUUGGAAUGCAAUUAUUGUUGGUGGUUUCCACAAAGAUCGCAAGACUCCUUUUUUGAAAUAUGUUGAUUUAUUGGGGGUUACUUAUAGUGCAUCGACAAUUGCAACUGGUUUUGGAUCACAUAUGGCAAUUCCUUUAUUAAGAAAUUUGAUUCCUGAAGAUAAAGAUUAUAUUAAUAUUGAAGAAUCUCAAGUCAAAAAAGUUGUGGAAGAUUCAAUGAGAGUGUUGUUUUAUCGUGAUGCAAGAUCGGGUGAAAAAUAUUCUCAAGUUGUAAUUAGAUUAGAUGAUGAAGGAAAGAUUAUAGUUGAUUUUCAAAAGGAUAUUAAGAUUGAAAAACAAAGUUGGAGAUUUGCUAAAGAUAUCAGAGGUUAUGGAAGUGCUCAACAAUAG